Parnassius mnemosyne (clouded apollo) is the source of this 4506-nucleotide messenger RNA. NCBI's taxonomy places the organism in Eukaryota, Metazoa, Arthropoda, Insecta, Lepidoptera, Papilionidae. The record is from the annotation of a GenBank genome assembly.
AGAAUACCAGCGUAAAAUAGCAGCUUAACACUGCUGUGUUUCGUAUGGUGAGUGUAGAAAACCGAAUACCCUUUUUACUGGAAAAGAGGCAUUCCAUCUUAGUCCUCAAGGCUGGCAAUGCAUCUGUAUUUUGAUUCGCAAACGCGGAUAGAUGUAGAUGUAUAUGGUCCUCAGCAACCACUUACCAUCAGGUGGACUAUGUGCUCGUUUGUCACCCUAUUUCUAUAAAAAAUGUAUCUACAUAAAAACAAAAUUAAUUUUACAAAAAUAGUGAUGGACAUUCUGCAAAUACUGGGAACAAGGACAAAACUAGCUAUACUAGUUAAUGGACUCCAAAGUUUCAGUUAUUCCUUCAUGGAGUAAUGAAUACGCUUAACAUUGUAAAUUUUAGAACAAAGCCCCAGAAAAUAUGCAGUACCAAAAACUGUCUAUUAAGGGUUUUUAUACUUCUAAAGAGUACAUCAUUGAUAAUAAUUCCUAGGAAUUAAGUGAUCGCUACCAUGCUGUUUCUAAAUGUUUCCAUAUAUUAUUGUACAAGAUAUUAUAAUGCUUAAAAAGACGCUAGGUUUCAUGCUGGUUCUUCCCAGGAAAAAGGUUUUUUUUUCCAAACCAGUGGUAAAAUCAUAAAUGACUUUCAAUGAGUAUUCUUGUUAUCUAUUUUGACUAAAAAUUAUUCCUCCAGCCAGCAGUUUAUCACUGACAACACACACUUGUUGUACUUUCUUGUUUUAAGUCGCAAUUAUUAAAAAUAAAGACUAUAAAAUUAAAUUGAAUUAUUACAUAUUACUAAUCUGUUGGGCUAUGUCGGUCACUCUGGUUCUACUGCGAAUAUCCUCAUUUCUAAGUUUAUCACGCAGAGAAACUCCGAGCGUAGCCCUCUCCAUAGCUUGCUGAGCGAUCUUGAGCUUCCUCAUCCGACCACUAGUGAAGGACCAUCUCUCAGUUCCAUAGAUCAUCACUACACGCACUAGUUGUACAGUCUGUAAGAUUGCCAUUUCAGAUUAGUAAGCUGAAGUGGCAAUGGGCCGGCCAUAUAGCUCGAAGGGAAAAAAGUUUCUCGAGUGGCAGCCUCGUACCGGUAGGCGAAGUGUAGGGCGACCCCUCACUAGAUGGAGUGACGAUCUGGUAAGACAUGCAGGCAGUCGAUGGAUGCAGGUGGCGCAGUACCUUGCUUUGUAGCAUUCCUUGGGAGAGACCUAUGUUCAGCAGUGGACUUGUGAAUCGCUGUAAUGAUGAUGAUGAUGAUGAUGAUUACAUAUUAUAUUCGGUAUAAGAAUUAAAUGUGUAAAUGAAAGUAUUACACCUUUCAAAGUUCGCGAGGCCGUUCUUCGUGAGCUUUUGAAUACUUCACUGUUGAGCAUAAGAAAUCGUCAAACUGUUAACCCCAUUUUGUAAUCCGAUGAUAUGUCACAAACACAGAACAUGGCACUUUUUACGUGACAGUGUAUAAGAACUAAUAUGUAACAUUUUUUUUAUAGAAGAGAGGACAAACGAACAUGCGGCUUAUUUGAUAUACUUAAUACGUCAUAUCUAAUUACAAAUUCAAAUGAGUUUUUUAGUGGGAGCAUUAUUUGAUUUACACUAUUUACUUGCUAGAAUCUCAGACUAGAAUAGACUUUUGUGUAAUCACUAUUGUGUUCUUUGAACAUAAGACUGUCUAAAAUUUAAUAGCCGUUGGCACGGAUAACGCAUAAAUGUUACAUUUGGAAUUCAGCUCUCGAUUUCUGACUCCGUAAGUAUUCGAGACCCGCUAGAGGUAAACGUUCCUUUGUGAUUGUUUUGCCUUUUGUGAUUUAUAUGUUGUUUAGGAAUUUCAAGCUAUUUUAUUUAUUUUUGCUCACUUUACAAAUAUUUAUUUAGUAAUUUACCUAUUAUUGCCAAUAGAAGGCAGUGCAAUCAAUAUUAUUUAUUUAUUUAUUUAUUCUUUUUUGCACCAAAUAUUUAGGUAGAACAGAGAGUGAGUUUGGGCAGUUAAGUUGUCAUGAUAUAAUACAGUUCAAAUAUAUACAUGCAACACAUACAUAAAAUAUACAUAUAUAUAUAAUUCAUAUACAUAUAUAAAUAAAUACACACAUUUAUACAUAUAUAUCUCAAUUAAUCUAUAUAUAAAUCGCUACGGAUAUGCUCAUAUAGUUUUCUUUUAAAAACAUUUUUCGCAGGUAUUGUUCGCAGGUCAACAGGCAAUUUGUUCCAGAGGGUAAUGGAAGUAACUGUGAAAGAAUUUGACAGCAACAAUUCAACAACAAUGCCCAGAAUGGUGGAGAGGAGUGGACAGGAAUAAACUUUGUGAAGAACGGAGAUUGAGAGAAUGAGUGUCACUAAGGAAUUGAAAUCUUUAUUUUAGAUAAAGGGGCGAGGAAGGAUCAUUAAGAACUGAAAACAGAGUGGACAGGAUUCGGAAAUCUCUGCGCUGGCGUGUAGUCAACCAUUUUAACUGAGAGCGAAAUUCUGAAACGUGAUCAUAUUUGCGCAGGCCAAAGAUGAAUCGGAUACAGUUAUAUGUUAUUAUUAUGUUAUUUAUUAUUAUGUUCCUAUGUAAAUUGUAGGACAGUAACAAAUUAAAGGCUACGAUUUUCUUCGUCGUUUGUAAAUUGUACAACAAUGGAUUGAAAAAAAUAACUAGUAUGUAUGUCUUUCUUUUGUUAAACUAAGUCAACUUUCUUUGCAAAUUUCGCUUACUUGGUAAUAUGACCGAAUCUUCAGUUGACAAAGUAGUCAAGCGCUAGCUUCUAAUAAAUAAAACCCAAAUAACUACAGAAGCAAAUACAAGCCAACGUAAUUACUGGAUGUGGGGUAUUUCUACUAAGUCUUCAAGCGAACAAAUACUCUUUUGUUUGAAGUUAACUGUUCGUACGACUGAGAGUCGAACCCGCACUUAUAGUAUCUAAAUACUCUGACCACUAAGCAAUGCGGUCAUACACUUUACCGUAAAUAGUGUGUAGGUACUGUUCAACGCUGUAUGAAUUGUACUGUAAUAGACACAAUGAAAAAUUAGAGUUUAAAUCAUAGUAACCUUUGUGUCGAACUCAAGUCUAAAAUAUGUAAUAAACUUCAUUUUACGUCGUCACCUUGUACGGCUGUGGGGGCGGAGCGCAUCGGGGAAUCUCUUGUGGUCCGUGGCAUAAACGUUUGCGUUAUUAAAGAUAAGCGUUUUUGAAAUAAUAUGUUCGCAUUACAAAAUCCAGAAAGAAUGAGCAAAAAGGUCAUGAUCGACAAAAUGAGCAAAUAAAGAGAAAUAGGAACAUUUCUUUUUUAUUUUAUAUUACCUACCAAUUAAUAUGUUGUCAUCAUCCCUUUGGGGUAAAAUGUAGCUAAAGGUAAGAAGCCUAUACUGCUGCUGCUACUAGCUGGUGGUAACAGGGCAUAAAUUAUUGACAUACUUCGACAGGAGAAAUAUGCAAAUUUCUUCUGGUAUUGAUACAAUUCUUACACAUUUUUUUUAUUAAAAGUUAGAAACGAAGAAUUUUCGUUUUGAAUCAGGUUCCAGGAGAAACUGGUUUUGAAGAUAUUUGUUUCAUCGUCCCGUUUGAUGGGAAGACUAUUAUUUACAAAUCAAUAAUGAAUUCUGCUACACAAACUGGUGUUAUUAUUCUUUAAAAUAUUUAUUUCCAUCAUUUAUAUAGCUUACUUAAUAAUUUAAUUAAAAUACGUACUUUCAAAUUACUCAGAAUAACUCUUAAAUGUAUUGUAUGAUAUAUUAAUUAAAUAUUAGGUUCCUCGUCGGUAAUAUCGCUUGUGAUUUUUACUUGUGGCAUACAUUUUUGAAUAGAUCUACAAUACACACAAGGUGUGGCAACAAUCAAAAGGGCAACCUCGACAGAUAUAAGACGUGAACAUCCCUGCAUAGUGUAUUCAGGUGUCGGAGUUUGAACGAGGUGUAUCGUACCAUCAUACAACACACCCUUUGUUAAUUCAAAAUGAUAUUUGUGGUUACAUUGAUCGUGAUGGGCGUGGCUUCGGCUGCCCGGCUAGAGCAUCUCACACAGCAGGGAGGUUAUGGUAGCUCCGGCACACCUUUCCACUACGAGAAUGUCAACAACGGUGACGGAACUUAUCAAUUUAGUUAUGAUACACCUAACGGUAUAUCAGCGCGUGAGAGUGGGGCUCCACGUGCGCAAGGCCCCGAAGGUCCCGCUGUGACGGCAGAAGGCGCUUUCUCUUUCCAGACUCCAGAUGGACAGCAGAUAUCCUUGACAUACACUGCAGACGAAAAUGGAUUUCAUCCCGUCGGUUCUCAUCUUCCAACACCUCCGCCUAUCCCUGAGGCAAUACUACGCUCCAUUGAGUUCAAUCGACAACAUCCUUCUUCUGACGACGGGUCCAACGGUCGCAACGCCUACCGUUACUGAACAUGCGUAAAUAUGCUCCCAAGUGAAUUCCGCACCGUAUCUCAUAAGAAGCAUGGACUGUGAUAACGAAUCUAUAAGAGUUACCUUACACAUUUAGUGAUAUUUGUACGAGAAACUAAUGCUUAUUUAUAUUAAAACUAUUCGGUUCAAACCGCUC